UGGAUCGUCUGCCUGCUGGAGAAGAGGAUCAGGUUUGUCGAAAUAUUUGUGGGCUUUCGUGGGAGGAAUUGGUGCAAAAAGCUAUCUCUCAGCCUGACGACCUAACCGACGAUGAAGCUCGAUUGGUAGCUCACGGCGUAAACUAUCCGCCUAUCCGUAAGGAUGUAUUCCCUCAUGACGAUUAUAGCUAUUUGACGUGGAAAAGAUAUCAGACUGAGGAUGAGCAUGAAAGGAGAUAAUUAUCCCCGCCGCGCAUUCCCCAAUAGAAGAAUGUCGACUUAAUUGGCACUAGGAAUGAAGCUGAAAAGAUCGCGGGAAGCGAGCUUGAACGUACUGCAGCCAGGAAAGCUUACCAUCAAAUGACACUGGCCUCCAAAGCCGAAGGCGAAGCAACGUUACGGCUUACGGGCGAUGACCGGCGUAACAUCCAACAUACACAGGCCAUUCCCUGGGUCUUUGAGGCGCAACUUCUGCCUAGAUGGGGGUUUGUCCUGUUCCGCACCUCUUUCGGUGACGAUAAAAAAUGGAAGCAGUUCAAGGAGACGUUCACUGAAGUUAUCGAAAUUUCUCUUCUAUGUGUUCCUUUCUCGGCGCGUAUUCGCCGCACUCGGAUGCUGCAGUACCUUGAAGAUGAAGCACUAGCCGAGGCUACUUUGUCUCAGUUGCGGGACCGCUUCAGCAAUAUGUGUCGUCCAUCCGCCCAGGAUGACGUAGAAGAACAAGGAGCUCAGAAAAUCAAGCAAGGCCUCCGCCGCGAUGCCUUCCUCUACGCUGAUGCCGACGCUAUAGCCUCGGUUAUCGGCUGCACGCUGCCUAACCGCGGCUGGGUCCGCGCUGCUGACCCCAAGUUUGACGCCACCAAGCCGUCACUGGAGCACCGUAAUGAACGGUUCAGAGGUGUUGUGAACAUCGCAAUCACGGCUGUCCUUACCGCCUUCUAUGCACGCCUAGAUGUGGACGCCCCGCUUCCAGCCAAUCCAGAGAAGGAUGAGUGUUUGCGGCAGAACUGGGAAUUGAUCUGGAGAAAAUCGAGGGUGUUCCCUGCACAUUACCCACCAAAGCUGCAGUUCAACAAGUAGCACGUGGCAUGACCUUUUUAAUUACUAGAGGUCUCAAAAAAUGAAU
Aplosporella prunicola CBS 121167 is the source of this 1125-nucleotide messenger RNA. RefSeq lists its product as uncharacterized. The coding region runs from base 360 to 1079 and encodes 239 amino acids. The record is from RefSeq and is a predicted model, not a curated record. The transcript has a single exon. Lineage: Eukaryota; Fungi; Ascomycota; Dothideomycetes; Botryosphaeriales; Aplosporellaceae.